GCGGAGAAGAGAAGACGUGGUCUAUUUCUGUGCUAUAAGCUUUUAUUUGUGCUGGACAGCUGCUCAGGCGGAUCUAUAUUGGUUGAAGGACGUGAUGCUGCUGUAUCUGACAUCCUUUAUUUGAUAUGAGAGAGGACCACAGGCACAAAAUCAUACCAUGGCAUCAGAAAAACGGUGUCAAUUGAUACGGGCGACAUGAGCAUGAGCUGCAGAAGGAAGCAACCUGAGCUCUUCAAAUCUGAAAACACACAAAAGCCACAGAAAGACAGCUUGUUUGCUCUUCGAGUCGUCUUUCUGGAUGAUAGCGAGCAUGUUUUUGAAAUGGAGCAAAGGGUGCUGGGGAAAGAUUUCUUCAGCGCAGUAUGUGGACACCUAAAACUUGUGGAAAGGGAAUACUUCGGGCUUGAAUUUCGACAUCAUUGUGGCAGUUAUGUUUGGUUGGAACUGCUUAAGCCUCUUGCAAAACAAAUUAAAAGAAGAAAUAAUCUGACUUUCCGCUUCAUAGUGAAGUUUUUUCCUCCAGACCCAGGACAACUGCAGAAAGAGCUGACCAGGUAUCUGUUUGCGCUGCAGAUCAAGCAGGAUCUGUGUAACGGCAGUCUGACGUGUAACGAUAACAGCGCUGCUCUGCUGGUUUCCUAUCUUCUUCAGGCAGAGAUCGGUGACUAUGUAGAAGAGCUGGACAAGCAGCAUUUGGACAACAAGAGGUACAUUCCCAACCAGGAGUGCCUCCACAAAAAGAUCAUGCGUUUCCAUAAGAGACACAGAGGUCAGUCCCCAGCCGAAGCAGAUAGUCAGUUGCUUGAAGUGGCUCGUAAGCUGGACAUGUACGGCAUCCGGCCUCAGGCUGCCAGCGACGGAGAAGACAUGAGAAUCAACUUAGCCGUCACUCACUCUGGAGUGCUGGUUUUUCAGGGAAAUACUAAAAUAAACACGUUCAGCUGGGCCAAUAUUCGUAAACUCAGCUUCAAGAGAAAACACUUUUUGAUAAAACUUCAUGCAACAGUUGCGGCGUCCCAUAAGGACACUUUAGAGUUUUCCAUGGCCGGUCGAGACGUUUGUAAGGCCUUCUGGAAGAUGUGUGUGGAAUACCAUGCUUUCUUCCGUCUUUCUGAGGAACCGAAGGGCAAGCAAAAAUCGCUCCUCUACAGCAAGGGAUCCUGCUUUAGAUACAGUGGAAGAACUCAAAAGCAGCUUUUGGACUUUGCAAAGAAAUCUGAGAAGAACAACUUACCUUUUCAGAGGAAGUACUGUAGAGAUUACUACGAUUCACGACAAUGCAGAUCUUCACCCGACUUACUGACGGACGUUUCCAAACAGGCAUACGAGCAGCAGUCGUGUGGUUUUCCUCAUGCGGGAAGCGCCAUGCGCAGUCAGUCGGCUGUGGAGGUUCUUGUCUCAUCAGAGCCAGAGGUUUCUCAGGCGUCUUCCCUUCGGCCCUUCCACUCUGAGGCCGAUGCAGGACCCUGUGCACAGCGGGAGCACAGGAACAACUGGAGAGCCCGGUGCAGAUGCUGUUCUUCACAGCGUGGCCGUUUGAACAGACAGCAGCUGGUGCUGCUUUACCCAAACCAGCCUCAUGCCUGCCUGCAUCCGCUGUUGCCUGUGUGCCCGUCGUUCGCUCUGGAUCAUUCCUGCGCUCCGGUCCUGGUGCCGUGCUGCAGCCACAUGACUCAUCAGAUGCCUCCAGCGACAGCCUGCUUCCUGGACGAUGCCAUGCGCUCCUCCAGCUUCUCCGGAUCCUCUUACGCUUCCCCGGCGCUUAUAAACUGGCAACGGUACGCUGGGAUAGGUUGGCCUCUGGUUCCUGGGUUUUACGUAGCAGGAAGCUUUGGAGAGCGAGAUCAGGAAGAGUUAGGCCACUUCAGUGACGACUGCAGCUACCAAACGGGACUUCCUCGCCGGUCCUACAGCCAGUCCGAUGUCAGACUGUUGUGUGAGCCGGCAGAGUUUCGCCCACUGGGUCACUAUCCUCACCUGUCUCGACGGCAGGGCCUCACGCGGCCCACGUACCUGCCGGUGCAUUCGGAGCGACCGACGGACGGCAGCAGGUCAGAACUGAGCCAGAGCGACUCGGAUCCGGACGUGGUGUGUUCGUUCUACUGUCCCGGGAUCAGCAGACUGGUGCGCUCCACACCUCUGGCGCGAAUGCGCAUUUCCUCCGGAAGCUUACAGCUGGAUGAAGAGGAGGAGCGUUCGUUUAGUAAUGAAUCUGUAACAGCCGUCAAAGGCAGACACAAGUCCUGAGAUACACGAGGAAUAAAACUGAAAAGUCAUUCAGUAGCCAACAGCAUUAACUAUAUGUGACCCUGGACCACAAAACCAGUCAUAAGGGUUCAUUUUUCGAUGUAUGAUUUGUAAGUAUUGGAUAAUAUUUGGCUGAGAUACAACUAUUUAAAAAUCUGAAAUCUGAGGGUGCAAAAAAAUCUAAAUAUUGAGAAAAUCACCUUUAAGUUUCUUAGCAAUGCAUAUUACUAAUCAAAAAUUAAGUUUUGAUAUAUUUAUGGUAGGAAAUUUACAAAGUAUCUUCAUGGAACAUGAUCUUUACUUAAUAUCCUAAUGAUUUUUGGCAUAAAAGAAAAAAAAUCAAUCAUUUUGACCCAUACAAUGUAUUUUUGACUAUUGCUACAAAUAUACCUGUGCUACUUAUGACUGGUUUUGUAGUCCAGGGUCACAUAUUAUGAACAUACAUGAAAUAAUAGUCAGAAAAAUCUAAUAUUUAAGACAAUGGAAGAGUUUAUUGAACAGUUUCAGUUUGCAUAUGUUUUUUGCUGAGUAUCAUAUUUGAUAUCUCAUAUUUUUAGGAAUAAGAAUACGGUGAGGAAAAAUGUCUAAAUUUUAUUCAGAGGCUCAAAAUGAGCAAAAAAUACUUUUUAGUUCAGAUGCUGAUAUUUAUAUGGGCAAAAAGUGAAAUUCUCAUGCUUGUAAAUCAGAAAGAUCUUCAUAACAGUAUAGCAGAUACAUAAAAUGAGAAAUAUCAGUAAUCACUCUGUAUUUUCAAUAAUAUGUCUUAGUAAGAUAAAAUUUAAAUGAUUAGUUUAUUGAAUCAAAACAUACAAUGCAAUGCAAUACAAUGAUGAUUGAGAGAUGAACAA
Molecule: messenger RNA, 3095 nt
Organism: Labeo rohita (rohu)
Lineage: Eukaryota; Metazoa; Chordata; Actinopteri; Cypriniformes; Cyprinidae
Gene: frmd7
Product: FERM domain containing 7
Exons: 13
Coding region: 196-2247 (683 amino acids)
Cellular component (GO): cytoskeleton
Molecular function (GO): cytoskeletal protein binding; guanyl-nucleotide exchange factor activity
Source: RefSeq, a predicted model, not a curated record